GUUAUGUAUUGGUUAAGUUAAGUGUAUUCAUGAUUACGGGAAUAUGGAAUAAUUGUGUUAAAAAUUGAUUUUACUUUUUAAAUAAAUUAAUUUAAAAAAAAUUAGAUAAUUUAAUUAAAAUAAAUCAGUGUGCAUUAAUUAAUUUAAGUUGGUAAUACAAAAUUGUUCGAUGCUCCGAAUGUCGUAUACAUAUAUGAAUCAUGGUGGAUCGACUAGUCAAUAGCGAAGCAAAUGCUCGCCGAAUUAAUAUGGUUGAGAGCUGUUUCGGCAGUUCUGGACAACCGUUAGGAGUACCCGGACGAGUUUUGGUUGGUGAAGGUGUUCUUACAAAACGAUGCCGCAAAAAAGCUAAAAGUCGUCAAUUUUUUUUAUUUAAUGAUAUACUUGUAUACGGCAACAUUGUGAUUAAUAAGAAAAAAUAUAAUAAACAACAUAUAAUUCCUUUGGAAGAGGUUAAAUUGGAAUCAUUGGAGGAUGAUGGCCAGUUUCGAAAUGGGUGGCUAAUACGAACCGCUUCAAAAUCAUUUGCUGUGUAUGCUGCAACUGCAACUGAAAAGCAAGAAUGGAUGGCACACAUAAACAAAUGUAUUGAAGAUUUACUCCGUAAAAGUGGUAAGAAACCAGUAGAAGUACAUGCAGCUGUAUGGGUUCCUGAUAAUGAAGCAACUAUUUGCAUGCAUUGUAAAAAGACUCAAUUUACCGUUCUCAACCGAAGACAUCAUUGUAGAAAAUGUGGAGGUGUAGUUUGUGGCCCUUGCUCAAAUAAAAGAUUUUUACUUCCAAACCAAAGCUCUAAACCUUUAAGAGUAUGUUUACAAUGCUAUGAUAUAUUGUCACGAGCAAAAACUCAAUCUGGAAAUAUAACUUUAAAUAAUUCAAAAGGAAUCAAUGAUAAAGAUCGAAGUGGUUCUGCGGAAUCAUCUCUUGAAGAAGAUUCAGAUGAUGAAGAUGAUGGUAUACGCCAUCAUGGAGAACCUUAUGAAGAGAGAUUUAAGAGUCAUUGUCUUAGUUAUCAAUGUUAUUGACACAUAUUUUUACCCAAAUUUUAUGGAGAUUCAGCUGCCGACCGACACGAAGUACAUGAUGAAUUAAACCA
Messenger RNA from Chrysoperla carnea, 1096 nucleotides. It is a transcript of the gene rush, whose product is annotated as pleckstrin homology domain-containing family F member 2. The record is from RefSeq and is a predicted model, not a curated record. Gene Ontology annotation, cellular component: early endosome. The transcript has 8 exons. NCBI's taxonomy places the organism in Eukaryota, Metazoa, Arthropoda, Insecta, Neuroptera, Chrysopidae. The coding region runs from base 201 to 1025 and encodes 274 amino acids. Gene Ontology annotation, molecular function: phosphatidylinositol binding; metal ion binding.